AUGGAACAUGCUGCCAUAACGCGAGAUGAACUUCUUCAAAGCAAACUGGUCAAAUUAGAGCAAACUAUCAACGUCACGGACGAUACCUUGAAGGAGGCGAUAAGACACACUGAAUUCAAGCUUCUGAGUACACUGGAGGCCCUGAAGAACGACCUGAUCGGUAAACUGGAUAACCUUCAGCAGAAACAGCAAGCAAACCACGCCGGGCUGGUAGGUGACAUGCAAAAGUUCCUCGAUCUGCAAGCAGACUUCAUUAAAAACUAUACCAACCAAGUAACGAUUCCUGCGUCGUGCAAAGAAGUGCCAACAAAAGUGUCCGGUAAAUAUACGAUCCAACUCGAGCCCCAUCAGCACAUACCUGUGUACUGUGAGCAGGGUGUAUUUGGAGGUGGCUGGAUUGUAUUCCAAUACAGGUUCAAUGGAUCGGUGGACUUUUUUAGAAACUGGGUUGAAUAUCGCAAUGGCUUCGGCAGCCUUGACGGAGAGUUUUGGCUUGGACUUGAAUUUGUUUACAGGCUUACUUCAUCGCGAAAAUACGAAUUAAUGAUCGAGCUAAAAGAUCGCCGGGGAAACUAUGGAUACGCUAACUACGACGAGUUCAAGAUAGGCAGCGAGACUGAAUUGUACAGCUUGAAAAAGUUAGGGACGUACGAUGGAACGGCACAAGAUUCACUUUCAACCUACAAAGGUAUGAAAUUUAGUACGAAGGAUCAGGACAAUGAUAAUAGCGAAAAUCAUUGUGCCAUCAGACACGGCGGUGCCUGGUGGUAUCGUAGUUGCACUAGUUCAAAUCUCAACGGGCUUUACACGAACGAACCGUUCAUUAGAUCGAGAGGAAUGUUUUGGUAUAGUUUUAAAAACGACGAGCGUGAUUUGGUACUUACAAGGAUGAUGAUCCGGGAAGUCAAUUAA
Anopheles coustani is the source of this 912-nucleotide messenger RNA. RefSeq names its product microfibril-associated glycoprotein 4-like. The coding region runs from base 1 to 912 and encodes 303 amino acids. NCBI's taxonomy places the organism in Eukaryota, Metazoa, Arthropoda, Insecta, Diptera, Culicidae. The transcript has a single exon. The record is from RefSeq and is a predicted model, not a curated record.